Molecule: messenger RNA, 415 nt
Organism: Ilex paraguariensis (yerba mate)
Lineage: Eukaryota; Viridiplantae; Streptophyta; Magnoliopsida; Aquifoliales; Aquifoliaceae
Source: the annotation of a GenBank genome assembly
GAAUAAUUUAGCCCAGCCAAGUAAUGGCGUCUGGAAGCAGCAGCAGAAGCCAAACCAACCAAGCAAUUCCCAGAAGUCAAUAUCUAGUAAGUUGGGAAAGUCAAUUAAUUUAAAUUUACAAACAAUAGAUUUGGAAACAGACAAAUCAAUCACAGUUUUGGAAAAAAGAGAGCAUUCGGGGAAGGACAAUACUCCUAUCUUAGGCAAGGAUAUUUUAAAUAUGACAACUAUGCAUUUGGAAGAAUGUGUGAAUCCUGUUCAGGAUUCUGCAACUGUUGCUGAAGCUUCGCUGGCUCCUGUGGAAGAAGGGCAACCACCAUCUACUGCAAAAAAAACACUUUCCCCCUCUUCCGCCUUUGACCCUCCUUCAAUGGUCCAAAAGGCAUUGGCUGAAAACCUGAAUCAACGGAAUAAA